ACCUGGUAGAUCCGGAUCCAGCUCCAGACUCCUGUGCAGACCCCGCAAGCGGCAUCGCUUGAGCUGUGCCACAAUUCCCGGGUUGCAGAGCAGAGCACAGCUCCCUUUGGGCGCUUGUACACGUGACGAAUUCGAUGUUGCAGGACGGGGCCUCUAGGAAAGCAGUCAGGGCUGUCCUGGAGGAUAACGCACGAGUAGGAUCGAGAGCCUCGGAGAAAGAGGAACCCUCCAGCAUCAGAGCCCCCCCUGCGGCGACAGGCCCCGAGCCUGAUUUGCCGUACGAAGCUCAACCCCCAGUUGCAGACCUAGGAUCUGUCUUUUCUCAGCCGACUGUGCUGUAGACGCGGGAAGAGCCCAGAAGGAUUUUCUCUCUUGAGUUCGGUGUCGGAGGCUGCGCUGGCGAGGCGGGGGGUGGGGGGAGACUGCAUGCACUUUGCCUUUAACAGGCUGCGGGCCAAGGCUCCCAGCUCGCAGGCAUAUAUGCAUUGGCAGUGUAACAAUAUCUCCACGUGAUUGCAAUGAAAGGCUUCGCAGAGAGGGAGGGAGGCAGGCAGGCAGGCGAGGAAGGCGCUCACAAAGGCUCCCAAGCGCCUCUAGGCACUCGCCCCGAGCCGGCACCAGCUGGGAUGUGAGGCUGCCCCCAGAGGUGCGGGGUCCCAGCUCACUCGCCUCGCCUGCUCCCAGCCCCGCCAGGUCCAGGGGAAACCUGCCCAACAUGCCCGAGCAGAUCAGCGUGUCGGAGUUCCUGGCCGUGACUGCCGAGGACCUCAGCUCCCCGGCCGCCUCGGCCUUCACCUCCAAGAUGCAGAAGUGCCGGGGAGCUGCCAGUGCCCUGGAAGAGAGCCUGGAGGGGGACCACGCCGUUCUCCAGAGGAUCAGGAAGUACGUGAAAGCGAUCCACGGCUCCGGGCUCACGCACGUGGAGAACGAGGAGCAGUACAGCGAGGCCCUGGAGAACUUCGGCAACAACCACCUGACCCAGAACAACCACGAGCUCUCCACGGGCUUCCUGAACCUGGCCGUGUUCACCCGGGAGGUGACGGCGCUCUUCAAGAACCUGGUGCAGAACCUGAACAACAUCAUCUCCUUCCCUCUGGACAGCCUGCUGAAGGGGCAGCUGAAAGACGGCCGGCUGGACUCCAAGAAGCAGAUCGAGCGCGCCUGGAAGGAUUACGAGACCAAAGUAGCAAAGCUGGAGAAGGAGAAGGAGCGAACGCGGAUCGCGGGCGUCAUCCAGACCGAGCUGUCGGCCGUGGAGAUCACCGAGGACACGCAGAAGGAGCGCCGCCUGUUCCAGCUGCACAUGUGCGAGUACCUGCUGAAAGCCAGCGAGAGCCAGAUGAAGCAAGGCCCAGACUUCCUGCAGAGCCUGAUCAAGUUUUUCCACGCGCAGCACAACUUCUUUCAAGACGGCUGGAAGGCGGCGCAGAACCUGCACCCAUUCAUUGAGAAGCUCGCUACCUCCCUGCAUGCACUGCAGCAGGCCCAGGAGGAGGAGGUGAAGCAGCUCACGCAGAUCCGCGACUCUCUUCGCAGCACCCUGCAGCUGGAGAACAAGGAGGAGAACCUGAGCAGGAAGAACUCGGGCAGCGGCUACAACAUCCACCAGCACCAAGGGAACAAGCAGUACGGGACGGAGAAAUCGGGCUUUCUCUACAAGAAGAGCGACGGGAUCCGGAAGGUGUGGCAGAAGAGGAAAUGCGGCGUGAAGUACGGGUGUCUCACCAUAUCGCACAGCACGAUAAACCGGCCUCCCGUGAAGCUGAACCUGCUGACGUGCCAAGUGCGGCCGCACCCCGAGGAGAAGAAGUGCUUCGACCUCGUGACCCAUAACAGGACAUACCACUUCCAGGCGGAGGAUGAGCAGGAAUGCCUCGUCUGGGUGUCCGUGCUCCAGAACAGCAAAGACGAAGCCCUCAGCAACGCCUUCAAGGGAGACCCUGGCAGCUGCAUGGCCUCGGCCGGGGGGGCGGCCGACGGCAGCCUGCAGGAACUCACCAAGCUGGUCAUCGGUGAGGUCAAGAGCCUGCCGGGCAACAGGCAGUGCUGCGACUGCGGGGCCCCAGAUCCCACGUGGCUCUCCACCAACCUGGGCAUCCUGACGUGCAUCGAGUGCUCGGGCAUCCACCGCGAGCUGGGCGUGCACUAUUCCCGCAUCCAGUCCCUGACCCUGGACGUUCUCAGCACCUCCGAGCUGCUGCUGGCAGUCAGCGUUGGGAACGCUCGCUUCAACGAGAUCAUGGAGGCCACGCUGCCGGCGCAGGGGAAUCUGAAGCCAUCAUCAGGCAGUGACAUGACCCUGCAGCCAGGCACGGGCAGUGGUGUCUGCCAUGCCCCGGCUGAGAUGGCACCUCUAUGCCCCCUGCCCCGCAGGAGCGCCAGGAAAGAAUAUAUCGUGGCCAAAUACAUGGAGCGCAAAUUCGUGCAGAAGACGGGCAGGGAAGACCCUCACCGGCUCUGGGAGGCUGUCCGCAGCCGGGAUGUCUUGGCGCUGCUCCAGGCAUUUGCAGAAGGGCACGACCUAGGCAAACCUCUGGCAACCCCCGACGGCCAGGACCAGGGCGAGCUGGCUCUGCACGUGGCCGUGCGAUAUGCAGACAAGUCCUCCCUGCCGCUGGUGGACUUCAUCAUCCAGAACGGGGGGAACCUGGACAAGGCGACCCUGGAUGGGAGCACGGCCCUGCACUACAGCGCCCAGUACAACCAGCCCAACUGCCUCAAGCUGCUGCUGAAAGGGAAGGCAGCUCUCAGCCCAGUGAACACGGCCGGAGAGACAGCCUUGGACGUGGCAAAGAGACACAAACACACUGAGUGCGAGGACCUGCUGGAGCAGGCGCAGGCUGGGAAGCUGAACCUGCAGCUGCACGUGGACUACGACUGGGAGGCCCCGCAGGAGUACGCCUACGACAGCGAGGAGGAGCUGGAGGAGAAGGUCAGCCCGCUGCAGCGAUCGUUCAAGUCCACGUCGUCGCCCACCACGGGCCAGCCCGGCCUCGCCUCCCAGAACCGGUGGAGCUGCACGGGCAUGGACAUCACCAACAAGACCUACGAGACCAUCCUGGUCCCCUCGCGGCCCAGCCCCCGGCGCUCAAACAGCGAGGAGAUUCCCCCGCCGCUGCCGGUCAAAAACCCUGCCAGGGGGGGCCCCCGCACCAAGCCCGAGCUCCCACGCCAAACCUCCGAGCCCCAAGCCAGCAGCUCACUGGAGGCCCCCGCCGUCCGAAACCUGUCCACAUCCAGCGCUCCGGCCACCUUGGACAGUGGAGCUGGCCGGCAGCUCUCCACCUCCCUGAGCCCCACGGAGACCUGGCGCGCGGCCUACUGGGAAACCCACGUGGAGAUGGAAAGCAGCGCCCAGCGGAGGGGGGCUGAGACCAGCCAGGCCACGGUGCCACCGCCGGAGGCUGGCACGUCCCCGGAGCAAGUGCAGCUCAACCCUGUCAAGUUCAGAUCAGAGAGCACCCGCUCCUACCGGCGCAUCAGCGGCAGUGCAGGGGGCAAAGCCCCCAGCUCGGCCCCCGCCCCGCACAGCUCGGCCACCCCCGAGGACCUGCCUCUGAGCAAGGCACCAAGUCCUGCCCCUGUGCCCAUGCCCAGGAGGUUUGCUCCGGCCAAGGUGAGGCAGAAGAGGGUGAAGGCUCUGGUGGACUGCAAGAGCGACCGAGCCCGGGAGCUGACCUUCUCCAAGGGCGAGGUGAUCGUGGUGACCCGUGAGGAGGAUGAGCAGAGCUGGGUCGGCUUCAUCGAAGGAGACGGCUCCAGAACGGGCGUCUUCCGGGCCAGCUCCGUCCACCUGCUGCAGGACUGAAGGGUGUCCGCCUCCCUUCUCCUGCAGCGCAGAGGGGCGGAGAGCUCUCCUUGGACCUGGCUCGCUGCACCCUCACCCGAGCCCUGCGUGCUCCUCACUUUCCUCACCCCCUCCUGACCUGGCCCGCCGGAGACUGGGCACUGCAGCAUGUGGGGCCGGAGCCGGAGCUGGGUGGAAACCCCCCGCUGUGAUCCUUCUCUUGGACAGCAUCGCUUUAGGACCAGCGUGGGUCUCUCGUGCUGGGUCAGGCCGGCUCUGCCCAGCCUUGCAGCUUGCUGGAGGAACCGGACCACAGGGUCCCGUGUCUGAAUCAGCCUGGGAGAAGCCCCCUGGCCCUGGCACAGCUGAGGGCAUGGGGGGUGGUGAGCUGACCAAGGGGUUUCAGACUCCUGCCGCAGCUGGUUAGGAAGCAGAGAACCGGCAAGCUCAGUGCACAGGUGGGGUAAUAGUUUUUCACCUCUCCAUCCCUCCCGUCCUUCGCCCACUUUGUGACUCCAAGGAGGAAUGUGGACUCCUGCUCUCUCCUCCGGGGGCUUCCUUAGGGUUGUUUGAGGUGGGGUUCGCCUGCCUCUUACCACCCUCCCCUGGUGCGAGCGUGAGAGCCCUGCUGGGCCUGGGGGCUGCUGGGGGCACCUCCUUCCCCUGCCCCAGUCCUGCAGCACCCCCGGCUCAUAAAGGCAGGGCAGGGAAGGUCCGUCCUGCCGUGGGAGUCCUUCCUGUGGCCACCCGAGGGGCUACCCCCAUGCUCCUGAUUGCUGGUCCCCUUUCCUAGCGACCCCCCCAGACAGAAGAAUGUAUCAGCACGACCGCCCCGUCCCGACUGCCUUCCCCACCGCCCGGCGCGUCCCCGCGAUGCUCCAGACCAACGUGCCUACGGGGGCUACAGAAACCGGUGUGCCCGUAGCCACGUGGGCUGCUAAGUUUGGGGCACCCGACUGUGACCCUCGUGCUGAGUCCAGUGCCUGGGGUUGGACUAAAGCAUUUCAAUUCCUAUGAGACCAAACUGUUACGGGGGAGGGCAUGGCUCAUGUCAUGCAAAGGGUUAAUCCCCAGGAUCGCCCCCUUCCCCACUUCUCCAAAUAGCCCAGGAACUGCCUGUGGCCCUUUCUGUUUCCUGCCGCAGGAAAUGAGGUUGCGAUGUCUUGGCCCCGCGGCUCUGCCGUUCCUCCCUGCUCCGGGACGAUGGAGACGCCGGUCUCCUCCGGCGGCAGCCCCUCGGUUGCCCUUGAGUUGUCCGUGCCCUGCCUCCUCAGUGCAAAUACUUGAAGGGAAGGGAAGGAGCUGGGCAGGUGCCUCACUCCUGAUCCUUACCAGAGGUGCCCAGAUGGCCCUCUGCCCCGUCGGUGGCACGCACCCAGGAGGAGCCGACCUGGGCGUCUGGUGGCACCGAGGAUAACCCAGCUUCAUGUCUCCCGUGCAUCUCCUCCACCCACCCUGGAACUGUGAAACACUAUUUUUUUUAACUAGGAAAGUGCUAUUUUUGGUGCUCACAGCCACGUCCGUGUCAGGCCGGGCUCAGACCGGAGUUGGGGGGCGGCUGGAUUCAGACACAGACGUCUUUCAGCCCCGUGGCUGGAGGAAGUUGUUGGGUAGCGGAGCCUGGCCCGGGUUUGAGAGCCGUGGCUGGAGCGAGGCGUCUCUAUUGAGGCUCAGGGGGAGAUACAGACCCAGUGGUUCUCCAGACAUUCAGGUACAGAUUUGGAUCUGGAUUAUGACCCCACUUCCCAAAGGCCUGGGGCGCUGGUUGAAGGCCCUUUUGAACGUACAGAUUUUCCACCGCCGCCUCUUUUCAAUCCCACGAGGCUCGGAGACAGCCAGGGAGUCUCUGUCCCUUGCCGAAGAGGGGUCAGGCUGCUACUUGGUUCUGCAAUCACUAGGACCAAUGCUUCCUACUCGUACGAGCUUCCCUGGGGAUAUGUGGGAUCAAACCGCCUUAUGUUAUCAUUGUAAAGGGGCUUUUUUUCACUGAAUAUUUCAUUGCAGAAGGGGCAUUUUAUUGCUUUCCCUUUUGAUUUGGAAUAAAAUUGAUUUUUAAAAAAAUAAAUACAA
Messenger RNA from Alligator mississippiensis (American alligator), 5857 nucleotides. It is a transcript of the gene ASAP3, whose product is annotated as ArfGAP with SH3 domain, ankyrin repeat and PH domain 3. The record is from RefSeq and is a predicted model, not a curated record. The transcript has 26 exons. The coding region runs from base 716 to 3808 and encodes 1030 amino acids. Gene Ontology annotation, molecular function: GTPase activator activity; protein binding. Gene Ontology annotation, biological process: positive regulation of GTPase activity; cell migration. Gene Ontology annotation, cellular component: focal adhesion; cytoplasm. NCBI's taxonomy places the organism in Eukaryota, Metazoa, Chordata, Crocodylia, Alligatoridae.